CCGAUGACCAUCACGUCAACACACUGCAGGGGUUCAAAGACUGCCUGCGAUUGUGGGGUGUGAGUGGAGAGGAGUGGAGGGACCAGAUCGGGAGCAGCCUUCCGAAUUCGAAGCUCUCAUCAUCGGCAUCUCUUGACCGACGAACUCUCUCCACACUCCAAUUGUCAGCAACCGACGGUGUCAGACACCCACUCUGGCAGAUGGAGGUCCUCGUAUCUUGGGAGACUCCCAAUAUGGAGUCAUUUCAGCCUCAACCAUGUCUGUCCAUUCCCUGGUCGCCAGGCAAGGCAAUCCUGUUACCCACGAUGUCUUGAACGAGACCUUGGCAACUUUGGGCGUCACUAUCAAGGAUGAAGAGAAGGAAGAUUAUAGGAAGCUGCUUGCAGUGUUCCAUGACUCGGCGGUGGAGUUGAUGGAUAUGCCUGAUUAUGAGCCCUCCGUCGACCUAGAGCGAUUCCCACGAGAAAACGUACACUUCCCUAAGCCAGAAGAGAACAAACAUGGAGCAUGGGCGUGGAAGGCGGAUAUACAGGACAAGAAGCCAUCGCUGCGGACUGCAACGAGCACACCUGAGCUGCUGAAAGGGAAGACCGUGGUGUUGAAGGACAACAUUGGAGUCAAGGAUGUGCCGAUGCUCAUGGGGACGAAUUUUGUCAAGGACUACGUUCCAAGCACCGAUGCCACCGUCGUAACCCGCGUCCUCGAAGCCGGCGGCCAUAUCACCGGAAAAGCGGUCUGCGAGAACCUCUGCCACAGCGCCACCUCCCACUCAGCAGCCACCGGGUCCGUCCAGAACCCCUUCGCCCAUGGAUACAGCAGUGGUGGAAGCUCGAGUGGAUGCGGGGUGCUUGUUGCAUUGGGCGAGGCCGACAUGGGCAUUGGGGCAGACCAGGGAGGCAGCGUACGGAUACCAGCGUGCAAUUGUGGUCUUGUGGGCUUCAAACCAACGUUUGGCCUGAUACCGUAUACGGGCUGUGGCAGCAAUGAGCCUACGAACGAUCAUUUGGGGCCUAUGACGCGUACGGUGCUUGAGAACGCUUUCCUGCUGCAGGUAAUAUCUGGCAACGACAACAUAGACGAUCGGGGAUUUGCAGCACCAAGCCCUCAGCUUAUUCCGAAGUACGGGACAGACCUGGAGAAAUUGGCUACACCGGUGGAUAUUUCCAAAAUGCGGAUUGGCAUAAUUGCCGAGUCCCUGACGAUGGCAGUCCUUGAUCCACGCGUUAAAGCUACGUUUGAGCGCGCCGCGGCGUCCCUCAAGAGUUUAGGUGCUCAAGUAGAAGAAGUCAGCGUCCCAAUGCACAAAACAGGCCCCGCGAUCUGGACCGGAGUCAGCAAAUACGCUGGCUUCCUGAAUAAAACCGUCGGUCCUUUUGGCAGACGAGGGCACCAAAUGGUGGAGCUUAACGCCAAAUUCAACGCCAUGAAGCAGGAAAACUUCGAUGAAGCCUACGUAUCAACCAAGAACAUCUACCUGAAUGGUGAAUAUGCGCGCAAGAAUUUCCCAACCCUAACGUCAAAAGCAACGAAUCUGUCUCGCAAGCUCCGCGACGCGUAUGACAUUGCGUUACAGGACUACGAUGUCUUGAUUACGCCCACUCUGCCUUACAUCGCCACGAGCCACUGUGAGCCAGAUGCUACUCCACUCCAGCAAAUCGCGAAACAAGUCGGCUUAGUCAGCAACACAUGUCAAUUCAAUCAAACCGGACACCCGGCGCUCACGCUACCAAUUGGAAUGCUAGAGAUUCACGAGGGGCCACUGAAGGGGUCCGGCACGAAAUUACCCGUUGGGAUGCAGAUCGUUGGCAAGUGGUGGACCGAGGAGACGAUACUGAAGGUUGCGUACGCGUGGGAGAAUGCUAAUGACUGGAAAAAGAUGUAAAGGGCGACGGCAUCAAUCUCCAACACAAACAACAAAGAUCAGGAAUAUAUUUGUCUUGCAGUAUACUCGCUACCUCAACCGUCAAACACCGAC
Mytilinidion resinicola is the source of this 1975-nucleotide messenger RNA. Its product is annotated as amidase signature enzyme. Lineage: Eukaryota; Fungi; Ascomycota; Dothideomycetes; Mytilinidiales; Mytilinidiaceae. The record is from RefSeq and is a predicted model, not a curated record. The coding region runs from base 257 to 1882 and encodes 541 amino acids. The transcript is spliced from 5 exons. Gene Ontology annotation, molecular function: catalytic activity.